AUGGAAAACUUCGGAAAUCUGAACAGUCGACAGUUCGUAAAGGACUCAAUUUGGCUGGUUAAAAGAUGCACCAAGCCCGAUAGAAAAGAAUUCCAGAAGAUCGCCACGGCCACAGCGAUAGGAUUCGCUAUUAUGGGAUUCGUUGGCUUCUUUGUGAAACUGAUCCACAUCCCCAUCAAUAACAUUAUUGUGGGUGGCUGAGUCUCAUCGUGGGAACUAGUGAACGAAUAGGGGCGUGGCAAGCUCAUGAAGUAAAGAGUUGCCUGCAUACUUUGUGUCUUUCUUUUCUUUUCUCCUCCCUAUGAGGUUUCCUAUUUCUAAAUUAAAAUCAUUUCAAAAUAAACAUUUUUUCUACAA
Acomys russatus (golden spiny mouse) is the source of this 357-nucleotide messenger RNA. RefSeq names its product protein transport protein Sec61 subunit gamma-like. The record is from RefSeq and is a predicted model, not a curated record. Bases 1 to 201 code for a protein of 66 amino acids. The transcript has 2 exons. Gene Ontology annotation, biological process: post-translational protein targeting to membrane, translocation; protein targeting. Lineage: Eukaryota; Metazoa; Chordata; Mammalia; Rodentia; Muridae. Gene Ontology annotation, cellular component: Ssh1 translocon complex; membrane. Gene Ontology annotation, molecular function: transmembrane protein transporter activity.